AUGUCAAGCCAGUCAGGUGCUGCAUUCGCAUGCAUCCUUCUGUUGGUGACGGUUGGGGCCGCCUUCUCCACGUACUGGGUCCUUCGACCGACACCUUCCGUAAGCUAUUCGCAAGAGCAGGCCGUCAGGCUUGCCGAGCUCGCGGGAGCCGCUUACUGCUCGCAGGCCUCACUGGAGGGUUGGAGAUGUGGCGCGAAGUGCCUAGCCUCCGUCUCGAAGCCAGUGCAUGUGUGUCCUGGGGAUUCCACGCAAGCGUUUGUGGCUCGCUUCGAGGAUGAUUGCAUCGUCAGCUUUGAGGGGACCAAGACUUACCUCUCCAUGAUCCAGGAUCUGCGCAUCGCUAAAAAUCUCAGUGACUGGAAGACGGGCGGCAGCGUCCACACGGGCUUUCUCGCUGAGUGGGAGAGCUUGCAGAGCUGCAUCCAAAGUGCGCUGACAAAGACGUGUUCGAAAAGCGCAGCCUCGGGUCUCGUCAUUACAGGGCAUUCCCUCGGGGGGGCGAUCAGCGUCCUGGCCAUGGUGGAGUUGUCGGAGAGGGGCUGGAGCGUGAAAGAAGGCUACACCUUCGGCAUGCCGAGAACAGGGGAUGCCACCUUUGCCGUUAACUUCGACCACUUGUUUUUUGGCAAGUUUUUCAGGGUGACGCAUCACAGGGAUCCGGUCCCACAUGUCCCGCCACAGGACUUUGGCUUCCAGCACCUGUCCUCGGAGGUGUUUUACGACGGAGACAUUGGUGAAGGAUUUCGCCACUGCCCACAGGCCGAGGACCUGAGGUGUGCUGGGAGAUACUGGGAUCUCCCGGUAGAUCUCUUCUACAUCAGCGACCACAUGGACUACAUGGGCCAGAAUACCGGGUCCGUUGGAUGUGAGGAACUGGCGGCUGCCAGCUGGCUGACUCCCCGAAGGGGCUGCUUUUGGUGUCUUUCACUUCCACGAUUUCUUUUCGACGACGCAAGGUGCAGCCAGUGA
Messenger RNA from Symbiodinium sp. CCMP2592, 969 nucleotides. The record is from the annotation of a GenBank genome assembly. NCBI's taxonomy places the organism in Eukaryota, Dinophyceae, Suessiales, Symbiodiniaceae.